GAUAGAUAUAUUAACUACCAAAUCUGAAUAUGUGGAAACAAAUGCUGUUGCUUCCAUUUAGAAUUUUCAGAAAUGCAGUUUUAUGUAAUAUUUUGAAAAGGUAUAGAAAGACGCAAAAAUAAGAAACUCAGAAUAACCUAGCAUAAAAAUGCCAGUGUUCCAUUAGUACAUUGUGACACUUGUCUGAUAGAUCAAAUUCAGCACUGAUGCUGUCUGGGUUGUUUUUUGUAUGCUGUGCUCAUUCUAUUUCUUAUGGAAGAUACUUCUUGCUGUUGACUUCCUGAUCAAUGCCAUGACAGUAGUAGUGACCAUAUAGCUGCAAAAGCUAAUGGAAAGAUGUUGGUCUAUUUAAAAGAAAAAGGAAAAGCAUCCAUAUAAUUAUUAACAUUUACAUAUUAAGACUCAAAAUACUUUUAUUUAAUGGUUUCCUUUUGUUUCAUUAUUUACAGAGAAAGUUAAACAUGCAAAGGUUUAUGCAGUAAGCUUUCCCAUAAGAGCGAGUUCUUUUAUCAGGUGUUUGUUUGAAGAGUUUCAAAUUUUGUCUGUGAAGACAUUAAUAAAUAUAGACUAGUAAUAUGUCAGUUUUAUUCAGUGAGUCAUGUGCAUGUUAACUUGAAUUAACGUGAUAAAAGAAAAUAGCAGACUGGAAUACUGUCUACUAAAAGUGUGCAUAGGGUACUAUUCAUCUGUGUUUUGAGAAAGCUUUACUACAGUAACAUAAUAAACUUAAUUCUUCUAUAGUAGAAUCAAAUUGUGUGGCUACAAUUACAGAAAGGCCAGCAGCCAGACUGAUAAGCUGACUGUGGUUAAUGAGAAGGUUUAAUAAUAUUUUAGUAUUUCAUAUUGAAUUAGUGAUAAGUCAGGUUUAAAAUCUGCAUUUAGCGGAUAACUUUUUUUCACCCUCUAGAAUUGUAGUGUGGUAUUUAAGAUGCUUUUUCCUUCUGAAAAAACUUGGAGUACUGUUUCUAUUGUAAUUGCUCUUGAAGAUCAUGCAUUUGCAUUCAGAAUGCUGGAAAAUACAAGACAUAGAUGCUGUGGUGCAUUAUUACAUUAUUUUAAAGUAGUUUCCUAUUUUUAAACCACAUGUUCUAGACAUUAUAGCUUGAGUAAUUUGAGCUUGUGAUGUUUAUUACAAUCUGGUUUUUAGUGUGUAGUUUUUUAGCCCACUUAAAUUUUUUUUAAGCAUUUUUCUAAUCAAAGUAAAAUUGUGAAGAGUUUUCAGGUAACAUAACUAGAUAAAGUAGAGUUAAGGUAGCUGUUCCUCCUGGGCACAUGAAUCAAAGGAUUUGAGCAAAAGAGCACAUUUAUUUGCAGUUCAGUUACUGAACUCUACAACAUUGUUAACUCAUUAACUUUGCAAAAUCCCUUAUUUGGAAAAAAGAAUGGCAUUGAGCAGCAUUCCCGGGGUCAAGCUCAGGUCUUGGAAAUUGUGUUGAAGAUGUAGGUCCAGCAAGACUAUGAAUCUCUGUUCCAAAUGCUUUGCUGAAAAAAGAAAUCCACACAAUGAAAAAGAUUUCCAGAAGAAACAGCCAGACGAUGACUCUACUCCCAGCACAAGCAACAGCCAGUCAGAUUUGUUCUCUGGGGAAACGAACAGUGACAACAGCAAUACCUCUCUAACCAUGCAGGCCGCUAACUCCAACCAGCAACUUUUGACAGAACUGAAUGUAACUUCACCGAGCAAAGAGGAAUGUGGGCCAUGCACAGGUACAGCUCAUGCCUCGUUAACCACACCAACCAAAAGAUCUUGUGACUCAGAUUCACAGUCGGAGAGUGAGGCUUCUCCUGUGAAACGGCCACGGCUACUGGAUGACAGUAAUGACAGGCCUGAAGAAACCAGUCGAUCCAAACAGAAGAGUAGACGUCGAUGCUUCCAGUGCCAAACAAAACUGGAACUAGUACAGCAGGAACUGGGAUCAUGUCGUUGUGGUUACGUGUUCUGCAUGUUGCACCGCCUGCCUGAACAGCACGACUGCACAUUCGAUCACAUGGGCCGCGGGCGCGAGGAGGCCAUCAUGAAAAUGGUGAAACUGGAUCGGAAAGUAGGGCGAUCUUGCCAACGCAUUGGCGAAGGAUGUUCCUGAGUGCAAGACUGCAACCAAAUGCUGUUCUCUUAGUUCACUAAUGUUAGCCUUAUUUAGGACAAAGUUAGCCAGACACCUUGUACUAGGCAAGUUUCAGACUACAGCCAAUCAGUUUCCUUCCUUUAGCCAGCCAUCCUGAUACUGUAGUUUAGAGAUUGAUGGUGGUUGAAAUCUAUCUCUGGCUGGUUACUAAGGUGCCUGCUAGCCACUGUAUAAAAAUAAAACAUGAAGAAAUACUAUUUUUGAGUAUGGCUAGUGGAUUUAAACAAAGCAAGAAAAAUCCAAAGGCUUCUGUUAUUGCUGGAGUCACUCUAAAAGCCUUAUGCUGGAAACAUUCCAGCUGCAGAGUUAAAACAAAUAGUUGUAUAGAAGCUGGUGUAAAAGUUUGCUAUGCACAUGGCUUUUGGACAAACUGUUUAAUGUGCAGCCUUUCACCUCUUCACUGCUACUGAAUCCUGAGGAGGUGAAAUACUACUCAGAGCAGCAACUGCAGCUGCUUAGGCCCAGAAGACCUGACUGGUCACUUGUGCCUUCAUCGCAUGUGGCUUUUGAGUUAGGCAGUGUCACCAGCAUCAGGGAUUCUGUUGGGGUAGGAACACCUUUCCAGUUCUUCCCAGGAAGCCAAAAAGAAAGGGGGACAGAGAUUCUUAUGAAAAAUUUUUAUAUGUAUCUUACUAUAAAGAACCUAUCAGGGUUUGGGUUUUUUUUCCUUCUUUUUUUUGCUUUCUUCUCUGUUAAAUUGUGAUCUCUCUUUAAAGCCAACUCCAUCCUGGAGCAGUAAACGGUGCAUAACUUUUUACAUGGCAUCCACAGAGAUUCUGUGCGGUAUGUGAACAGAUUCCACAUACCUUGAGCAGUGCAGCCAUUCCCACUGGCUGAAACCUGAUUGGCUCUUGUUUGCCUUUUGCUAAGUGCAGGUAUCUGAUAAUUGAUCAAAUAAGGCUAAUUCACAGCACAGUAGCCAUGGCUGGAUUCUACAGACUGACUUUCUGUAGCUAGACUUACAUAUUGGGGGAAAAAGGACAUUUUGUAGCAAAUGGAAUUCAGUAACAGUAUUGGGGAACAACCUGUAAAACACCCUUUGUCAGAAUGAGCUUGUGUUCCUCAAAUUCUGAGUGUCAAUGAGAUAAUCAAAGGGGCUCCACCAGCCCUCCUUCUAUGCAGCUGAACGUGCCCAGGAAAAUCCCUGCCCACAAAGUGAGUAUAUCAAUUGGAUGUGAAAUGCAUGACCUGGAUCUGGUUAGAGCCUUGGUUCUGUGUCACGGUGUGUCACGCUGAGCUGAGCCGAAACGCACCAGCUUUGCCACUUUGGAAACAUAAAAUCAAACAUCAUAACUUGGCUGUCUCCUGCUGCAUACAGGGCUUAUGCAGGCAAAAAUUAUUAGUGCCGAUGUUGUCCAGUUUAAUCCUGAACGAGUUUAACUUCUCAGUCAAUUCAUAAGUUAUUAACAAGUGGGUACAUUUGUAAGAAAACCUGAGGGAGGGAUCGGUUUUGUCUCAUCUUCAAAUACUGGGCAGAUGUGAAACAUUGUGGGUGAAGUAACCUGUCACUUGGAAAACCCCAGCUUGUAUGAGUCAUCCUUCAUUCUACUUGUUACAGGUAAUUAACUCCUUAUAGGCCAAAUUAUACUGUUACUUUGGUAGCCAGUUAGGAACAUUUAACGAUUAGACAACUAAUUUUAAAAAGAAUACAUAUAUAUAUACACAUAUAUAUAUAUGUCUCUCCGACACACUCAGCAUCUGACUGUAUUAGCAUUAACCAUGAAGCAAAUCAGAAAUGUCCCGUCAUUAUAAAUGCAAGCUGCCUGGAAGACAAGCUGUUUUGUUUUUGGUUUUUUUCUUGUUCUUAUUCAAGAAUAUUAACUAGCAGCAAAAGCUUCUGUAAUGGACUGCAUUUCAGGAAGUGGUCCUGGUGAGAGGGACAGUCCAAUUAUAUUAUUUACAUUUGCCAUGAGGAGUUUAAAAAUACAUUAAUUUUGGCAGCUGCUGUGAUACGCACUUUCUUUUCCUACAAAAUCUUAUCCUAGCAUUUGAUGGGCAUUCUGAUUGAUACACAAGACUUUUCUUGCAUUAAUACUGAAGAUGCUAUUUUCUUCCUCCUUAAUAUUCUCUUUAAUCUCGUUACAAGUGCACAGAUGGUUUCAAGGUGGCUCUUGAGAGGACACUACUUAAAGUUCAUGUGUAUUAUGGACAAUGUUCACUUUAAACAAAAAGUUGGGGAGGGGGUUGUUCCUUUGCAGUAUCUGUUCUGUGAAGUUUGUUAAACAUAAAGAAAGCUUAAGUUCUUGUAUCUUAAAAGAAGAUCUUAUUUAACCCUUUUGUGUUCUAGAUUUACUUACACAUGUAGCCUAGAGCUCAGUUUUAGUUUAACAUUGUGAAAAUAUUAAAAGAAUCUUGUAACUUUAUUCUUUUUCCUCAUGCUAAAAAAAUUAAACCAAUCAGAUUAAAGUUUGAAAUCCUUUCUUCCUAUUCCAACAGGUCUUGCUAUUUUGCACCAUUUCUACUGUAAAUUCAUGUAAGAAAUAUGAACGGGGAAAAGACCAAGGUUAGGUCAGGAACUUCAAGCUGAAUUUACAAUUGGUGAAGAGUGGACAGGACCUUAUGCAGGUUUGGAAGGGUAGUAUUUCUGCUGGGUUUGAAUUGAAGGAUUUGUUUUGUAAGCAAAUCUACUGUAGCCAGUUUGGUCCAUUUAACUUUGAGGUUAGAUAGAGUAAUCAAAGGAAUUAGUUGUGCAUACUCUUCAAGUCAAAUGCAUAGUGUACACUGUAUCACUAAAAUGUCUUAAAUGUUCUUUCACGCACUUUGACAGCUUCACCUAGAAUAGCUGUAUUCCAGAUCAGAAUGAGCUAUAUUCAUAAUGGAUAAACAGAGAAAUAAUAACUAUUGUUUCUUAAACAUUUAGAUGCUAAAAACAUAAGGCUAAUUAAAACCCCCACAAUUUCCUUAUUAGAGGGAGAGAGAAUGUAUAACUCAUUUUUUGUAUAAUCAUUUUUUUAAAAAAUUGAAAAUCGUUUGGAAUUGAAAUUGUGCCUGAUUCACAGGUCACACCCAUUUUUUUUUUCCUCAAAUUCUUACGGUACUUUAAAUUAUAAAACUGCAUGAUUCUUGAACAAGAUGGCUGUGUUCUAGUAAAGGUAAGUUACAUAAAACAGCUCUGCCUUUUCAUCCAGUUUCAAACCUAUGUCUAGGUGUGAGCCAGGGCUUCUAGGAAAAAUGAGACUUGCCUGGGAAUGUUGCUGUGUACCUUUCUGUUUUGAAGCAGCUCUGGGUCUUGACUGAGUGGCAGCACAUCUGUAACAUGAAGUACCUGCAAACAUGAAGUGCUCUUCAGUAGUGCACAGGAAACACCCUGAAAAGAGUCCUGGUACAAUUCCAGCAAUCCAGAAGUCUGGAUUAGCUGCUUUUAUCAACUCAGUGGCAGGUGAUAAAUACAUUCAAAACUUAAAUUUUGCCUAACUUUUCUUUUGGACAAAUUGCAAUCCCCUGGCCUAGUGAAUACAAUGUCCUCUUUAUAUCUGGCUUUGUACUCACUGUGGUGUUCAGUUUCUUCUGUGAUUACACUACAUCUUAGAUAUAAAUCUCUAGGGGAUAAGAGCAUUUUUUUUUUAUCUUACAAUGAUUAUUUCAGUACAAAGACUCACCAGGAAGGAAAACUGAUAUUAACUGUGUCAUAAAAAUACAGGUUUUGUAAUAGACUCCAAGAAGUAUACCAGUGUAAUAUCUGACAGUACCUGUCCUCACAGUUGAAGUGUAGACAGUUAAGUUCUCUGAUGCAUUGUAGUAACAUUCUCUUUGUUGUAUUGUAGUUACUGCUAUUGUCCAUCACCAGAAGAACAGCCAAGAGACGGUCUAAGCAAAGUAAUCUAAUGUAACAAUGAGCUUGUAGCCACUGCAUGCUGGAAAUAAAUUCAUGUUCUCCUGGAAACUUUUAUUCCUAGAAAACCAAUGGAAACAUUUAAGACUGCACUUUUUAAAAUUAACUAUAUUUAUUGGUACCACAUGUUUAUCUUGUUACUCAAAUACGUUAGAAUUCUGCAUAAGGAACAAAAAUAAUAUAUCUGGUUCAACACAAAGGCUGUGGUGGCAGGAGCUGCUGUGUAAGGAUGUCGUUUUUGUAUGACCAAUUCAUAAGAUUAUAGUUAGUUAAGGCUGUGUCUGAACAUACUUUACUACAAAAUGGUCACAGUGAAAGAAGAGUGCAUAAGAUUAAACUGCUCAAAAAUAUUUGCAGUGCACAUUUUACAUGGUGAACUGGCUUUAUUUUCACUAUCAGGAGCUGUUUUGCAAGAACAAAUGUCACUGCUGCUGGAAAGAGCCACUUUUAAUGUUCCUGAUACACAUCAGUGAGAAGGACUCUUCUUCAUCUUCAUUAAUUUUUCCUUUUUGUUGAAGCAGUUAGGAUGUGCAGCUGGGCAUUUGAAAGUAGUUCUGCUUGAAUGUUCCUCUUUUAGGCUUUUCAGUAUUCCCCACUGAAAAAAAAGCAUCAGUUUCAUUGUUCUUGCAAGUCCCUGAACCUUAGUUCAAGCAGAUUAAAAUACAGGUGUUGGUCUACAGAAGUGAUGACUUCCUUGUAUUUUACUGCAGUGGCAGCCUCUUUCUUCAGUUAACUGAAACAUAAUGCAAACACAAUUCACCUGUUGAGGACUUUGGGCUCUGGGGUUUUUGAACUUCAGUUCUAUGAUUCUGUUCACAAACAUCUUCCCAUAAACUCUGCAUGCUUCAUCUUCCACUCUGAAGCUGAGUAAAGACAAAAGAAGACAUGAAAACAGGAGGCAGAGGAUGGCAAAAUGACAAAUGCUUAGUGAUCACAUCCACCUUUCUCUUCAAGUCAGAUUGGAUCAUAAAAUAGCAAAGAAGCAGGUAAUUACUUGCCAAACAGCACUACCUUUUUUCGUUUGGUACUACAGAAAACCAUUUUGCAUUAUCUUUGUGAAUAUACCUGUGCAGAGUUUGUCUGAGUCAAUUCUGCAACAGAUGUUAUAUGCAAAGAAAUGAAACAGCACCGUCAUAAUAGGAAAAUAUUUUUGAUGGAUUAUUUAGUAAUAGCUACAUAUUUUGCUACUGGACCUUCCUAUUUUGCAAUAUGCUGCUAUUUUCUUUGGAAGAAAAACAAGCAGAACUUAUAAGACUAACUGUAAAUUAUUUCAAAUUCAAUAGGUGCAUCUGAAGCAUUAGGAAGAGAUUACUGAAAUUAUAUAUAGAUUUUAAAGAUUAUGAUGAUGACUGCAUCCUCUAACAAAAGGGUUUUGUUCUUCAGAUAGUAUCAAGUGUUGAUGGCAAUGGUCUAACCAUAAGCAGGUUUUUUCUGCUAGGUUUGUGCAAAGCCAAUAACAUGCAGUAGGAUGCUCUGAGUUAAUAACUUGUAGCAUGGUGCAGUAACUGUGUAAGUAAUGAGAAUAAAAUUAUAGAGACCUA
Lonchura striata (white-rumped munia) is the source of this 7499-nucleotide messenger RNA. NCBI's taxonomy places the organism in Eukaryota, Metazoa, Chordata, Aves, Passeriformes, Estrildidae. The record is from RefSeq and is a predicted model, not a curated record.